UUCCAUCGUACAGUCUCAUCUUCUUCUCCUCCAAACCUAGGCGUGCGAUUGUUGCCUCUUCACAGAUCCACCGAAUAUCUUUGCGUUUUCACCGUUUGCUUCCGGCCUGUCCAUAGUUGCCUCGACGCCGUUACUCCAUGGCGAACCCACCUAACCUACCACCGAACUUCAAUCGUGAAGCAUUUCUCCAAUAUGUGUCACAACAGUUUAGUAGCUCAACACCAGAGUUUGACACUUUUUUUAGGCCUUUCGUAAUUGAAGACCCGGGAUGUAGUAUUCCAGAUUCUGAAACUGAUGUUCCUCCUGCCGGCAAUGCAAACGGAUUUGCUGGCAAUGCAAACGGAUCUGCUGGCAAUGCAAAUGGAUCUAAUCCACCUGCUUCGGUGGAGAAUCUUCUCGCUGCUCCAGGACGUGAAACACUUAAGUAUCUUCAUCCCAAAGUGCAACGAGGAGCUAUUUGGUUUAAGCGUGAUCCAUAUGGUGUAAUUACAAAGUCUAUCUUGAGAAUGCAAAAAACAGAUGUCAACCAUGCUUUCUUGACAUAUCGUUCUCUUCCGGCUGAUACUAAAGAACGGUGGUUUAAAGCUUUUGCACAAGAGUUUAAUUGGGAUCCGAGCAUUACGAAAAUAGUUGAGAGGGGGUUUGAGAAACAAGCUGCCUAUUCUUUCUCCAAAAACUUGUCUGAGUGGAAAGACAAAUGGAAAUGCAAUAAAGAGAAACCUAUACAUAUGUCAGGUGAUUUAUGGAAGGAGUAUAUUCAGCUCUGGCGUGAUGAGAAAGUUGCAGGAUUGGCAGCAACAAACUCACAAAACAGGAGAAGCAACCCAGAUGGUGAAGGAAUUCCAGUGCACUUCAAUGGAGCUAAAUCAUUCUAUAGGCGUAAAGAUGAGAUGACUAUUGAAAAUGGUGGAGUGGAGCCUAAUAUGCUGGCUUUCAUUGAGGAUGUUUAUAAAAGUAAAAAAACUGGCAAGAUUGUGUACAAGAAGGCUAAGAGGAUUGUGGAGACUUUAAAAGAGCAGGUGAAUGACCUCCAAUCUGAAGAGACACAUGAAGAUGGACCGGUUCAAUCUAAAGAGCUCUCUUGUUCUGAGAUCAACGAUUUGGUUCGUAAGGCUAUACCCAAAAAGAAAGGACAUCGGUUUGGAUUUGGAUCUCUUCUAGACCAUGAAGAGUUAAAUACUCCCUUCUUACCCACCUUGGAUAAUGACAAGAAGUUAGAAGAAGCUUACACCCAGAUUUCUGAGUUAGUUAAGGAGAAAGAGGAAAAUACCAAGACAAUCCAAUACUUGAAGGAUGUGACUGAGAAGCUUCUCAACAAGUUUCCGGACUGUCGUCCACCUGAAGAUGAAGAUGAUGAUGAAACUCAAGAUUAGAGAUGAGUGUUUUAACUUGCUAGUUUUUUGUGGUAGGAUGUCCAAAAAAGGGACUAACGGUUAAUGUAAGAAUCUAUUAAUGUGGUUUUA
Messenger RNA from Camelina sativa (false flax), 1463 nucleotides. The record is from RefSeq and is a predicted model, not a curated record. NCBI's taxonomy places the organism in Eukaryota, Viridiplantae, Streptophyta, Magnoliopsida, Brassicales, Brassicaceae.